AUGGAUCCUGUAGAGAAGAUUGGUAUAAUUAAUAGUUGGGUGAAGAAGCAUCUUGUACUAUAUACAGGAGCUACCAGACACUCUUUCAUCCUCAGCAUAAGUGAUGGAACCAUCGACUUCUCCUCUUUUAAGAGAUGGUUGGGACAAGAUUAUAUAUUUGUUAGAGAGUUUGUUCCUUUUGCUGCAAGUGUCUUACUUAAGGCUUCCAAGAAUUCAGAUGAUAGCAGUGAUAUGGAAGUCGUAUUGAGUGCGCUAGCUUCUCUAAGCGAUGAGAUUUCUUGGUUCAAGAAAGAGGCAGCCAAGUGGGAUGUUCCUCUCUCUAAUGUUAUUGUCCACAAGUCAAACCAGAAUUAUUGCAGAUUUCUGGAGAGUUUGACGUUACCAGAAGCUGAGUAUCCUGUGGUCAUUACAGCCCUUUGGGCCAUUGAAACUGUAUACCAAGAGAGCUUUUCCCACUGCCUGGAAGACGGCAACAAAACCCCACCAGAGUUACAGGAGGCUUGCAAAAGAUGGGGUAGUGAAGGUUUUGGUGAAUAUUGUCACUCCCUCCAAAAAAUUGCCAAUCGAUGCCUAGAGAAAGCUUCAGACGAAGAGCUGAAGAAAGCUGAAGUAACAUUUCUGCGUGUCCUUGAGCUUGAAAUUGAAUUUUGGAAUAUGAGCCAUGGGGGACCUAAGUGA
Molecule: messenger RNA, 678 nt
Organism: Dovyalis caffra
Lineage: Eukaryota; Viridiplantae; Streptophyta; Magnoliopsida; Malpighiales; Salicaceae
Source: the annotation of a GenBank genome assembly